Messenger RNA from Striga asiatica, 843 nucleotides. NCBI's taxonomy places the organism in Eukaryota, Viridiplantae, Streptophyta, Magnoliopsida, Lamiales, Orobanchaceae. The record is from the annotation of a GenBank genome assembly.
AUGAUCCGUGACCAAAUCGAGAAUGAAUGGAAACCGGCGGCUAAGGAUGAAGAAGACGACGUCAACGAGUUGUUCACUUCCUGGCCGGUUGUUUUCCCCGUGGAGGCGGCGGCGGCGGCUUCGUCAGGAUUGAUGAUGAGGAGAGCAAUAAAGCUGAUCCUCAGUGAGUUGUUCAAUCUCGUCCCUCAUGUCCGAAUCAACUUCCGAGUAGAUUACAUUCUCCGAAAGAUAGUUGGCGGCCGAAUUGUUGAGGAGACGGUUUGUUCGACCCAUAGAUGCUUCUACAUACGCUUGUUUCUCAUCACGCAAUUCGAUUUCUACAUGCAUAUGAUCUGUGUUCCCGAUGAAGAUGAAUAUUGUCAGGUGAGGCAAGGGCUAGAGUAUGACAUUCAGCACCCGGAGACCUUUCUUUUCAAAUUCCUCAGCUGUCACGGAGUCAAUGACAAAGCUUUUAUUCAUAAAUUUGUGGACGACACCAAAGAUUUUGUCACCAAACUUAGAACCAAGGCAUUUGAUAUGAUUGGGUGGCGGGCCAUAAUGCCCGACCCAUCGCAUGUGGAGCUUGGGGAUAAGCUCAUUAAGCUUCUCUCCACUCCCCCGCCUUACAAAUUUCUGAUAGAAUUAGAAAAUGACAGGCACCAAAUGAAUUGCGGUACUUGUUCGGGCAAGCUUCGUUUUCAAGACUACAUAUUUUUCUUGCCGUGCUCUCAUGCCUAUCAUCAUUCCUGCAUAGCUCAUUGGGCGAAACGGAAAAUACAAUGUCAGGUGUGCCUCGAGUACGUGGAUUUUCGGAAUUUUCUUGAGUGUGCUGUCCUUCGGACUAGAGAUUCUGGCCUCAACUAG